Molecule: messenger RNA, 2716 nt
Organism: Aricia agestis (brown argus)
Lineage: Eukaryota; Metazoa; Arthropoda; Insecta; Lepidoptera; Lycaenidae
Gene: fand
Product: pre-mRNA-splicing factor syf1 homolog
Exons: 2
Coding region: 199-2715 (838 amino acids)
Biological process (GO): generation of catalytic spliceosome for first transesterification step; mRNA splicing, via spliceosome
Cellular component (GO): post-mRNA release spliceosomal complex; Prp19 complex; U2-type catalytic step 2 spliceosome
Molecular function (GO): protein binding
Source: RefSeq, a predicted model, not a curated record
AAGUGUAUCGCAUUCGGUUCCAGUUUCCACUGUUCACAAAAAUUCGUAGAUGCAAAUUUUGUAUUUCGCGACAUUUUUGUUAAAGUAAAUUGUAAAUUGUACCCUUUAUAUGGUAUUUCCAGUGAAAAGAUUCUAAUGUUUUCAGGACACCAGUGAGCCCAUACUUUUAGUCGAAGAGGACACGUAGUUUCAUUCACAAUGCCUCUUCUGGAUGGAAAAGAAAUUGACAUAUUCUUUAGUGAAGAAGAUUUGCCGUAUGAAGAAGAAAUAUUAAGAAAUCCAUUUUCAGUUAAACAUUGGCUUAGAUAUAUUGAACACAAAAAGGGGGCUGCUAAAAACGAAAUAAAUAUAAUUUAUGAAAGAGCUCUCAAAGAAUUACCAGGGUCUUUUAAACUAUGGUAUAAUUAUUUAAAGCUGAGAAGGUCACAAAUAAGAGGCAAAUGUAUAACUGAUCCUGUAUAUGAAGAUGUCAAUAACUGCUUUGAAAGGUCUUUAGUGUUUAUGCACAAAAUGCCUAGAAUUUGGAUGGAUUAUUGUACUUUUUUAACAGAUCAAUAUAAGGUCACAGUUACGAGAAAAGCAUUUGAUAGUGCAUUAAGGGCACUACCUAUAACUCAGCAUCAUAGAAUUUGGCCUCUUUAUCUUAAGUUUCUCAAGAAACAUAAUAUACCAGAAACUGCUGUAAGAGUUUUUCGAAGGUACUUAAAGUUGUGUCCAGAAGAUACAGAGGAGUAUAUUGAUUAUUUGAUUUCAAUUGAAAAGUUAGAUGAAGCAGCUUUAAAGCUAGCCCAACUUGUGAAUAAUGAAAAUUUUCAAUCCAAGCAUGGAAAAUCUAACCAUCAGCUGUGGAAUGAGUUAUGCGAGCUGAUAUCAAAGAAUCCAGAUAAAAUACAUUCUUUAAAUGUAGAUGCAAUUAUAAGGGGUGGCUUACGGAGAUAUACUGAUCAAUUAGGUCAUCUUUGGAAUUCUCUUGCAGAUUAUUAUGUACGGAGUGGCCUUUUUGAGAGAGCAAGAGAUAUUUAUGAGGAAGCUAUACAAACUGUAACAACAGUUAGAGAUUUUACACAGGUGUUUGAUGCUUAUGCACAAUUUGAAGAGUUAAGCUUAAGCAAAAAGAUGGAGGAAGUUGCCAAAAAGGUUAAUCCUUCUGAAGACGAUGAUGUUGAUUUAGAAUUAAGAUUAGCAAGAUUCGAAUAUCUAAUGGAGAGAAGACUCCUACUUCUUAACUCAGUUUUGUUGAGACAAAACCCUCAUAAUGUAGCAGAAUGGCACAAAAGAGUAAAGCUAUAUGAAGGAAAACCUCAUGAAAUCAUAGACACCUAUACUGAAGCAGUACAAACUGUAGAUCCUAAGCUAGCUGUGGGCAAACUGUAUACAUUAUGGGUUGGGUUUGCUAAAUUUUAUGAAAACAAUGACCAAAUAGACGAUGCUAGAGUUAUAUUUGAAAAGGCUACUCAAGUAAAUUAUGCUAAAGUAGAUGACUUGGCAUCUGUUUGGUGUGAAUGGGCUGAAAUGGAAAUACGCCAUGAAAACUAUGAAGAAGCUCUUAAAUUAAUGCAGAAAGCUACAGUUUUACCUAGUCGGAAGGUUGCUUACCAUGAUGAUGAAGAAACUGUGCAAAUGCGUUUGUAUAAAUCUUUAAAAGUAUGGUCCAUGUAUGCUGACUUAGAAGAGAGUUUUGGGACCUAUAAAUCUUGUAAGGCUGUUUACGAUCAUAUUAUUGAUUUAAAAAUUGCCACUCCCCAAAUUAUAAUAAAUUAUGGUUUAUUUUUAGAGGAACAUAACUAUUUUGAGGAAGCUUUUAGAGCUUACGAAAAAGGUAUAGCUCUCUUCAAAUGGCCAAAUGUCUAUGAUAUAUGGAACACAUAUUUAACAAAGUUUUUGAAAAGAUAUGGUGGGACAAAAUUGGAAAGAGCCAGAGAUCUUUUUGAACAAUGCUUGGAACACUGUCCACCUGAGUUUGCUAAAGCCAUUUUUCUUCUUUAUGCUAAAUUAGAAGAAGAACAUGGCUUGGCUAGACAUGCAAUGUCUGUAUAUGAGCGUGCAACCACAGCAGUGCUUCCUGAACAAAUGUUUGAAAUGUUUAAUAUUUACAUUAAAAAAGCUGCAGAAAUAUAUGGUGUACCUAAAACUAGGCAAAUAUAUGAGAAAGCAAUAGAAACUCUUACAGAUGAGAAAUCACGAGAAAUGUGUAUAAGAUUUGCUGAAAUGGAAACAAAACUAGGUGAAAUUGAUAGAGCUCGUGCAAUUUAUGCCCAUUGUAGUCAAAUGUGUGACCCAAGAAUUACUGGAGAAUUCUGGAACACUUGGAAAGAGUUUGAAGUACGACAUGGAAAUGAGGAUACAAUGCGUGAAAUGCUAAGAAUAAAGAGAAGUGUGCAGGCCACAUAUAACACUCAAGUGAAUAUGAUGUCUGCACAAAUGCUUAGUUCUGCAGCACAAGCUGCAGGUACUAUUUCUGAUCUUGCACCAGGCAUGAAAGAUGGGAUGAGAAUGCUAGAAGCAAAGGCGGCAGAAAUGGCUGUGCAAAGUAAAGGUAACAUAUUAUUUGUCAGAGGGGAAACCCAAGGACUCAAGGAGAGUGACAAAGUGGUUAAUCCUGAUGAAAUUGACAUUGAUGAAGAUGAAAACAGUGGAGAUGAUGAAGAUGAACCAGUUCAGAAAAAAGAAAUCCCUGCUGCUGUUUUUGGAGGGCUGGUACCAGAUAAAGAAUAAA